This is a messenger RNA of Mesocricetus auratus (golden hamster), 1452 nucleotides long. RefSeq names its product COMM domain containing 10 (gene Commd10). The record is from RefSeq and is a predicted model, not a curated record. The coding region runs from base 94 to 702 and encodes 202 amino acids. The transcript is spliced from 7 exons. NCBI's taxonomy places the organism in Eukaryota, Metazoa, Chordata, Mammalia, Rodentia, Cricetidae.
GUGAGACGUGGCCCUUCCGGGCUUCCGUCAGGCUCGCGGUCAUUGGCUGGGCUGUGCACAGCUGACAGUCGCGCGGGCGAGGAAGCUUUGAGGAUGGCGGCGUCCGCGGCGCUGAUCUUGCCGGAGAGCCCCAGCAUGAAGAAAGCAGUGCCGCUGAUAAAUGCAAUAGAUACUGGACGGUUCCCACGCCUUCUUAUCCGAAUUCUUCAAAAGCUCCACCUGAAGGCCGAGAGCAGCUUCAGUGAAGAAGAGGAAGAGAAACUUCAGGCCGCAUUCUCUCUAGAGAAACAAGAGCUUCACCUGGUUCUGGAAACAAUAUCGUUUAUUCUGGAGCAGGCAGUGUACCACAACGUGAAGCCGGCGGCACUGCAGCAGCAACUGGAGAAUAUUCGUCUUACCCAAGAGAAAGCAGAAGCAUUUGCCAAUGCUUGGUCGGCUAUGGGUCAAGAAACAGUUGAGAAGUUCAGGCAGAGGAUUCUGGGCCCUCACAAGCUCGAGACAGUGGCGUGGCAGCUUAACCUGCAAAUGGCCCACUCGACCCAAGCAAAGCUGCAGUCUCCUCAGGCCGUGCUGCAACUGGGAGUGAGCCAGGAAGACUCCAAGAACCUGGAGAAGGUUCUAGUGGAAUUCAAUCACAAGGAGCUGUUCGAUUUCUACAACAAGCUAGAGACCAUACAAGCACAGCUGGAUUCCCUUGCAUGAUGAUCUUGAAGACCAGCUUCUCUGUCCCGUUCCUGCCACCUCGCUCUUUUGCACUGAAGAGAAACUGCCCGAGUAUAUUUCUGAGAGGACUCAGUGACUUUAUUUUAAUAUGACUUACCACUUCUUAAACAAAUACCAGCAAAGGGAGAUCACAAUAAGGGCACUGGGGUUCCUGGUUUACCCUUUCUCCUCACUCGAGCCAAGAACCAUUGUUGAGAAGACUGAAAGAAAUUAAAAGUGAACGCCACACUGCUCUUUCUGUCAGGUUGCUGCCUCAUGACUUUGCCUCAAUCUUGCUUUCAUGGAUCAAUGGAGGUCUGUAGGCAGAAGGUAUGAUGUGAGCCCUAGCAGAGCAUGGAUCCUUAUAAUUGCAUUACUUAAUUAGGGAGGCAGCCCCAGGACAUCAAGUGUUUUGACAUUUGUCUUCUUUUGCUUGCGAUAUAAUACAAGAAGGAAAUCUACAAUGGUGCCAGUACUAUUAUAAGUUAAUUCCAAUGUGAUCCUCUUGCUCUACUCGCUUGAAUUUUUCUGAUUUUAAUGAUUUAAUAAUCAUCUAGGUUUAUAUAUACUAUUGUGAAUUAAUAACAGUGCACUUUACAGUAUGGAGACAGAUUUAAACCGUGAAUGAGAUCACCCAUAAUUGAGUACUACAUGGGAAUCUGAUAUUUUAAAUCAGAAACUGCAUUCUCUUGUGGAUACAUUAAGUUAAUAGUGUCAGUCAAUAAAAAUUUCUAGUUUACCAUUACUUAA